Molecule: messenger RNA, 4998 nt
Organism: Acanthaster planci (crown-of-thorns starfish)
Lineage: Eukaryota; Metazoa; Echinodermata; Asteroidea; Valvatida; Acanthasteridae
Gene: efcab5
Product: EF-hand calcium binding domain 5
Molecular function (GO): calcium ion binding
Source: RefSeq, a predicted model, not a curated record
GGAAGCUGGCUAGCUUGCUUGGCGUACGCGCGCGCGAUGGGACAAGCGAUCUUGAUCGUCUACAGGUCUUAUCAUAAGUACUUGUAUAACCUACGUACCAUGUUUUCAUCUUCUGUGAGACGAUCUUCCCCAAAAUGUGAUUUACCCUGCAUUUUGUAGUAGGUCUAGUUCAUAAAGAUUAAAUUCAGGUGGUUGAACUAUGGCAAAUGUCGAGACUGUGAGUCCCCUUCCAGGGUCAGCGGGCAUGGGCCGCAGAACUUAUUCAGACCCAAGACCUCCAUCUCGAGGAAAUUCCCGGCCCUCCUCACGUGUGGGCUUUCAGGUCGCGGAAAGUCCCCGUCCACACUCUCGGCAAGGCUCCGGGGGGCGUGUGCCACACCCCCCAGGCCGUUCAUCAGAUGGGACCGUCAGUCCUGUCCGUGAGCGGCCCCCGUCAGUGCGCUCCCUGCGUGAGAAGACCGAGAUGGCCGACUUCCUGAUGCCGAUGGUGAAAUCAGCCGUCCGGCGCUGGAAGAGAUUCCAUGAGCAGCGGGUGCGAGAGAGGUACCUGCAAAUGAAGGAAGAAAAGAAGCUCCAUGUGGAGACGGUCCGGGAGGAGAAGCAACGUCUGGCGAGACGUAUCCCAGUGGACACGCUGGCCUUGGAGUGGCUAAACGACAACCAUGUCACAGUUGACGCCCGUGCAUACCUCCUCGAUAAACUCCUCCCGACGUUGAUCUUGGGCAUUGAGAAACUGCUCAUGGAGGCAGAGAAAAGGGGCCUGACAGAGAGCAAUCAGGCCAACCCCAACUUCAACCCCAUCAAUUUCCUGGCGCAGUACCUGAUGAGAAACAACCCACGGUACAGUAAUUUCCCAGAGGCUUCGCCAUAUAUCAGAGGACUGCGAGAGGUCACAGAGGAAUUGAAAAAACACGUCUUCUCAUUUGAAGACAACAGACUUGCCAAAAUCAAAGCCGACGCACGACGCCGUCGGGAGGAGCAGGAGCGGCAGGCCAGGCUGAGAAAUCAAGAGAGACAGCAGCGAUCAGCCCGGCUGCGCCAGAACUAUCAGGAAUGGCUGAUCGAUGACGAUGGGUUGAUUGAGAUGCAGGUCUUGCAGACGACUGUACAGUCCUUUGCUGAGGUGCUGGAGGGACUGCCAGAUGAUGACCAAAAAGCUGCUGAACUGAGUGAAAUGUUCAUCAAGAAGGAGGCCUCCACAGAGAAAGUUGGCGCGGAUGAUUUUGUUCAAUACCUGAAGCAGUACAUCACCAACAUGACUCCCAGACUUUUCAACGAGCUCCUGGUGCACCUCCAACGCUGUGCCGCUGCAUAUAGGCGGGCGGCCAUCUUAGAGGCAAGGCGCGAUAUCUUGACCAAGCUCUUCGACAUAUGCGACCGUGCCGGGGUUGGGGUCAUUGACCGGCACCGGGUGUUGGGUUUGUUUGAGCACUUUUGGGACAAUUCGCCAUGGGCUGUCAAGCGGUAUCUUCGUAACCCCAGAAAAUGGCCAGUGGUUGAGCUUGACGAAGUCUCUGAUGAGCUGGACAGCAUCUCUGAGGACAGCAUGGUGCGCAGUGUGCCUAGUACUCCAGCGCCCAGCAGCAUUGCCAAGGGGCUGGAUCAGAAACCACCCACCCCUGAGGGGAAGAAACCUGAGCAGCAGGCCCCUGAAGAAGCACCUGCUGAAGUAAGCUCUGAAGAUGUCAUAUCUGCGACGGGGGAGAUAUUGAACAUUGGAGGUCCAUCAGAAGAGGGAACUGAAGCUCUGGAAAAAGUUCCAGAAGAAGAGGAAGGUGCCGCAGAAAAGCAAGAAGAGGAGAAGUUUACUGAUGAAACCAAAGCAGAAGAGAAGGAACCAGUAGUUGACACAGAAGCUGCAGAGUCUGCAGGAGAGACAGUAGAGGAGACUAAGCCUGAAGUACAAGCUGAAGAACCCAUUGCAGCAGAAGGCGAAGAAGCAAAGGCUGUUGACCAGACUGCUGAACCGUCUGCAGACCAAAAAGAAGACCAACCAGCUGAGACCAAAGAGGAAGCUGCUGAACAGGUUGCAGAGGCAGUCCAACAGGCAGACGAGCCAGUUGAGGAGCCUUCUGCAGACCAUGUUGAGGAACCUUCUGCAGGGCCUGUUGCUGAGUCUGCAGAACAGAAAGCCGAACCUGAGGCAGAGCCUUCUACCAAGCCAGUGGAGGAGCCUCCCACAGAGUCGGUCGAGGAACCUCCUACAAAACCUGUUGAUGAAUCUGCAGAACAGGAAACCGAGCCAGUGGCUGAGCCUUCCACCAAGGCAGUUGAGGAGCCUUCUGCUGUGCAAGAGCCAGCAACAGAACAAGAACCGGCCGAACCUGCCAGCGAAUCUGUCCCUGCUGAAGAGCCCACUGUUGAUGCAGCUGCAGCUCCUGCUGAAGUUGUUGAUACCUCUGCCACUGAAGCUGUAAAGAGCGAGGAACAGGUUGCAGAAGGGCCACAGAUCAUUAAAUCAGAACCAGCUGAAGAAAAAGAAGCUGCUCCUGAGACUGGCCCUGAAGGUGAAAAGCAAGGUGUCACAUUCCAUAGAGACACGGCAGAGACAACAGGAAAAUCAGACCACAGUUCCAUCAAGUCGCCUACCAAGACCCCUACCUCUCAUCGCUGCGGCUCGGUGGCCACCAGCAUCUUUGAUGAGAAUGUUCUGAACUGCUCCCAGUUUGUUCAGAUCGUAGAGGCCUUCCUAGGCGAGAGCCCACCUGAGGAGGUGGUCCAGCAGCUCCUCAAGUAUCUGGAGGAGGGCUACAUUGAGACCGAAGAGGAGAAAUACCUGCGCUUGCAGAAGUCACGUCGCGAGGCCCAGUCGGCCAAGCGCAAGCUGAUGCUGGAGCAGCUGUUUGAGAAGUGGGACAAUGACGGGUCUGGAUAUCUGGACCUGGAGGAGAUCCACUCCGUCAUGAGUAAAUUCAAGGAGAACAUGGAGGCCAAGAUCAUGCAAAAAGCUAAAAUGAUCAUGAUGAAGGAAGAGUACGACAAUCGGCUGAGCAAGAGGGAGUUCAAGACAUACAUCGAGGCAGUCUGCUCCAUGCUGCCUGGAGGAGAGGAUAACUUUGAUCCCCUGGUGGAGUUCCUCAUGACCAGCAUCGAGAGGUCAUAUGAAGAGCGUAUCCGAGGCCAAGCUCGUAAGAAGUGGUUGAACAUGAUCAUGUCAUCAGCAGAGACCAGCGGUGCCAGCCUGCAACCUGUCUUUAAGUGUGUCUUCAAUUCCCUCUUCAAGGAUGCUGAGCAACAUGGACGAGGCAAGCGCAUCAGUGCCAACAUCGCCAUGCUGGAGCGCAACGAUUCUUACCCUGCCCGUGGUCCCACAUGCCUGCGCUACGUUGCCUCAACGCCGGAUGAUGCCCACUUCAUGCUGAACAAGGUCCUGUACAGGGACAUGAAGGGCAUCAGCUUCACUGCUGUUGACACAGGAAAGCCUAUCCACGUUCCCAGGGUGCAGAAUCAUGGAAAUAUCAUGUUCUGGAAUCCUGACCGAUCAGAAGAGAAAUACAAAAAGCUGUCCAUUGAUGAGUAUGACCCGACUAGAGAUCGCCAGGGUUCGUUCAUCGUGAUUCCCCUGAAGGACCAUCGCAAGAGAGUGUUUGGAGUUCUGGGUAUAGACACGCUCAACGAUCCGCAAGAGAAGAGCAUCUUCAUCACACAUGAAAUCAGCUUCUUCCAAGGAGUGGCAAAAGCCUUCAGCACGGCCCACCAGUACGUGGACAUCCGGAAGAAGACGCUACGCAUCACAGAGAGCGCCCUCGCCUGGAUUCACAGGCGGAGUCCCCACGUUCUGGAGAUCAAUGUGUAUAUUGUUGAACCGGACGAGAAGGAGGUUAACGCUGCUAUCCGGCGGAGGAGAGUAACCGGCAAAAGCAAAAAAAUUCAGAGUUAUCAGAGCGAAGAGUCAACCAAACAGAUGGAAGAUAUCGUCUUGAGACGAAUGAUGACUACAGAUCGUCAUGGCAACAUCACUAUCCACGAGAACCCAUCCAAGCUGGAAAGAAAGGAGAACCUAUUCAGGGACUACCUUUUCAAGUGCGUGGACAACUCGGACACCGUGACAGCAGAUGCCUACGGCCAGCGCCACACCGCCUUCCCGCUGCGCGACCCGGAUGGCCGAGCCGUGGCCCUGAUUGACCUGAGCAUCGGCGAGCUGAAGCAGCUCCCUGGCCACGAGAACAAGGAGGUGCAGAGGAUGCUGAAGCUUCUGCAAGCCGCCCACAAGGAGGUGUCCAUGGAGUCAGAGGGCGGAGACCGGACCAUUGUACUUGAGGCAGAGAAGGGGAGCGAGGAGUCGCGCAUCGACAUCAUGUUUGACCGCAUCAUGCUAACGGACCUCCGCGAGACGGUGGGCAAGCUCAACACUCGGGCCUUCGCCGAGCUCAAGAGCUACAAGGACCCGCCCAAGGUCAUCCACGACAUCCUGGUGUCGGUACUGACGCUCUUUUACCAGGACAAGGCGGAUGAAGGGGACCUGGAAUCGUGGAACACUUGCAAGCAGUUUGUCAAUCAGGAACUGAUCAGGAAGAUUGAAGAUUUUGAUCCCACAGCAUCUGACACCGUCAGUGCUGUCAGUAAGAUCUCUUCCAGACUGAAAGAUGUGCCCCACGGCGCUGUAGCCAAGCAUGGCUCCCUGCCAGCCCAGAACCUGUACAACUGGGCCUUUGUCUGCCUGUCCCUCCUGGAGCACACCAGCAAGAUGCAGGAGUCGCACAAGCCCAGCAUCGUCACUCCGCCUGCCUCCGCCGACAAUUACGAGGGCGGGGCUGUCGAGAUGUAAACCAGGCUGCAGCCAUUGAGAUGUUAUCUUACAUGCUGGGGGGGUUGUUAGGGGAUCAAGCCUGGCAUCAAGUUGUUCACAGCGUCUUGUUUUCUUAAGCACUUUAUUCCAGUAAGACAAGGAAGCCCUUUUGACAUGGAUAAUUCACAGUGCAAACUGCUUCUUACUUCAGAAGUAUAUACAUUAUAGGAUUUGUGAAAGUCCACAUUGAUAAAUUACACUAGUUGUUU